CAUGAAGGCCGUAAUAGUGUUUUGUGUAAUAUCAUUGUCCAUGGUCGCUGGCAGCGAUCAGGGCAACAGGGACUGGUGGAGGACGAUGUCGCUUUAUCAGAUUUAUCCUAGGAGCUUUAAGGACAGCGACGGGGAUGGCGUGGGCGAUUUGGCAGGUAUCACGAGCAAGUUGGAUCACCUGUCCGAAUCGAACGUCGAUGCUUUUUGGCUGUCCCCCAUUUAUCCCAGUCCGAUGGUUGAUUUCGGUUACGAUAUUUCCGAUUUCGAAAGCAUCGAUCCCGUUUUCGGGACGAUGGAGGAUUUCGAGAAGUUGGUGGCGGUUGCACACGCGAAAUCUUUGAAGGUGAUCGUAGAUUUCGUUCCAAAUCAUUCCUCGGACAAGCACGAAUGGUUCCAGAAGAGUUUGCAAAACAUCGAACCCUACAAUGAUUUUUAUGUAUGGCAAAACGGAACAAUGACUGAAAAUGGCUAUUUUGCUCCACCAAAUAACUGGGUGAGCGUGUUUGGAGGUCCAGCUUGGACAUGGCGAGAUGAGCGCCAGGCGUAUUACCUUCACCAAUUUGCACCGGAACAGCCAGAUUUGAAUUACAAUAACGAAGGCGUUGUACAAGAAAUGCAGAAUGUACUGAGAUUUUGGUUGAACAAAGGCGUGGAUGGCUUCAGAAUCGACGCUGUGCCUUUCAUUUCCGAAGACGUCCGAUAUUUGGACGAACCAUUGACAGGACGAACCAGCGACCCUAAAAAUUACACGUACACGCAGAAAAUAUACACGACCGAUCAGCCGCGUACGUACGAGAUCGUGCAAGGUUGGAGAGGGGUCCUCGACGAGUAUACGAACUCGAGCAAAAUCAUGAUGGUCGAAGCUUAUGCAAAUACGUCGAUGACAAUGAAGUAUUACGUGUCCGGUGCACACUUCCCUUUCAAUUUUGGAAUGAUCACGGACGUGAAUCAAGAUUCGACGGCUUCGGAUUUCAAUAAUCUGAUCAGUAAAUGGAUGUCGAAUAUGCCGCAUGGCAAUGCAGCUAAUUGGGUGGCUGGGAAUCACGAUAAAUCAAGGCUGGUAACUCGAUUCGGUGCGGAACGAGCUCGCGCCGUUACCCUGAUGACGCUUUUACUGCCAGGCAUCAGCGUGACGUACAACGGCGAGGAGAUCGGCAUGAAGGACACGUGGAUCUCGUGGGAGGACACAAAAGACCCGCAGGGAUGCAACGCCGGCAAAGAACGCUACGAAACCAACUCCAGGGAUCCUGCCAGGACCCCAUUCCAAUGGGACAACACAGUCUCCGCAGGAUUCUCCACAAGCUCGAAAACCUGGCUUCCGGUUAACGGGAAUUACAAAACCGUGAAUCUGGCCACAGAGAAGGGAGACCCUAACUCUUACUACAGUUUCUACGAAGCAGUUUCGAAGCUGAAGAAAUCACCGAUUGUUCAAAAUGGAAACCUUACCACGAAGCUACUGAACGAGAAUGUUUUAUCGUUUGCCAGGGAAACCUUGAACGAUGGAUCUGUUUACGCAAUAAUGAAUCUUGGAAAAGAGGAAGAGACGGUGGACUUAUCAGUGUUCGAUAACUUAUCGAGACAAUGGAAUCUCUAUUACGCCACUCCCGUGACUGAUUCGAUACCAAAGACUCUGGCGAUGUAUAAAAAGAUAAAACUCCCUUCAUCAGGAAUAGCAAUUUACCUCAGCAAUAAGGGCUCGAGCUGCGACGGACGCAAGGACGAAACGAUAGUAUCUGAAUCCCAUUCUGUCAUAUCUUACACUUUUGGCAAAGUUAAUAUCGUUCGUGACGAAUGGACCAAAAAAUUAGCAAAUGUUUAAUUGUCCUAAUUUAAUUCAAUUACUGUGAAUCCAUCGUGCAUUCGUAAACAUGAUUUUUAAAUUGAAUAGGACGAGAAAGCUCGUAACACAUGAGACCAUACUUCACAAUUACUCAUGACUUGCUCCUAUUCCACACAUGCAUUUUUCAUACUACUCAUAUACUACUAUAUUUAUAAGUAUCCUCUUUAUAAGUGUCUUUUCAAACACGCGUAUAACAGCUGUAAGAACAAAUAACUGUAAAAAAUAAUUUCUGACGUGUGAUAUUACAUUUUUCUAUUGCAAUGAUCCACUUCAUUCAGAAUUGAUGCUUAUAUAUUUAUACCAUUCAUAAUUUCGA
Molecule: messenger RNA, 2156 nt
Organism: Colletes gigas
Lineage: Eukaryota; Metazoa; Arthropoda; Insecta; Hymenoptera; Colletidae
Product: alpha-glucosidase-like
Exons: 8
Coding region: 2-1819 (605 amino acids)
Biological process (GO): carbohydrate metabolic process
Source: RefSeq, a predicted model, not a curated record